This is a messenger RNA of Lactuca saligna, 594 nucleotides long. The record is from the annotation of a GenBank genome assembly. Lineage: Eukaryota; Viridiplantae; Streptophyta; Magnoliopsida; Asterales; Asteraceae.
AUGCAACGUUCAAUUUCCUCAACCAAGAAUGUCUACAGUAAUCUCCUUCACUACCAGAAACCACCAACUGCCGCCAUGAUCACACGUCAGCAGCCACCUUGCGAUGUUUUCAUUAACCAUCGUGGAAUUGACACAAAGAAGAACGUCGCCGGACUUUUGUAUAAUCAUCUCACGAGGUUAAGAUUAAGGCCUUUCUUGGACAGCAAGAAUAUGAAACCAGGCGAUAAAUUGUUCAACAAAAUUGACACUGCAAUCAGCGGAUGUAAAGUUGGAGUUGCUGUUUUCUCUCCUCGGUAUUGUCAAUCCUAUUUUUGCUUGCAUGAACUGGCUCGUAUUAUGGAGGCUAAGAAGAAGGUUAUACCUGUUUUUUGUGAUGUUAAACCAUCGGAGCUUAUGAUUAAAGACAACUGGAGAUGCCCAAAACAUGAGCUAGAUAGGUUUCAGUCGGCUCUUGAAGAGGCUAAGUACACCGUGGGCAUAACUUUCGAUUCAUCGGACGGGGACUGGCCGGGAUUUUUAAUGACAGCGACCGAAGCGAUUCUGGAAAACUUGAUUGAGGUGGAAGAGGAAGAGCAACACCAAAAGUUAAUUUGA